Messenger RNA from Capsicum annuum, 432 nucleotides. RefSeq names its product classical arabinogalactan protein 9-like. NCBI's taxonomy places the organism in Eukaryota, Viridiplantae, Streptophyta, Magnoliopsida, Solanales, Solanaceae. The record is from RefSeq and is a predicted model, not a curated record. Bases 1 to 432 code for a protein of 143 amino acids. The transcript has 2 exons.
AUGACAAAGAAUUUGGGGCUAUUAUUUUUGCGCCGACCCGACCCGACCUCCGGCCCUGACCUCCGGUCCCCGUCGCCGACCCCCGUCGCCGCUCCCCGCUGCCCUCCGUCACCGACCUCCGGUUCCAAUCCGCUCUCCCCCCCUCCGUUCAUACCCCCCCUCUCCGUCCAUACCCCUCCUCCGACGCCGGCGGGAUACAACAGCCCCCCCACCUCGGUCUCCAGCCAGCCGCCGACUCGGUCUCCAACAGCUGAAGCUCGGUCUCCAGCCGCAGCUCCGCUUGCACCCACCGCUCAGUCGCCAGCAGCCGCAGCACCCAAACGACGACCAGUUCCCUCGGUUUCCAGCAGCCGCAACUCCAUCUUAGCACCUGAAUCCCCCGGAACCUGGUCAACGCUAGGCUUUGGUUUCCGUCUUGGUUUACAAGCGUAA